Molecule: messenger RNA, 2761 nt
Organism: Glossina fuscipes
Lineage: Eukaryota; Metazoa; Arthropoda; Insecta; Diptera; Glossinidae
Product: facilitated trehalose transporter Tret1-like
Exons: 7
Coding region: 43-1425 (460 amino acids)
Biological process (GO): transmembrane transport; carbohydrate transport
Cellular component (GO): membrane
Molecular function (GO): sugar transmembrane transporter activity
Source: RefSeq, a predicted model, not a curated record
CUGUACGUUCAAUCUUUCAGCAAGAAGUAAGCAUUUCGCAUCAUGGAUGAAUCGAGUGCAACACGUAACCAAUACCUCGCUGCUAUUUGUGUAAACAUUAUUUCGCUUUCGCAUGGAGGAUUUUGCGGUUGGACAUCGGCCAGUUUUAUCGAGCUGCUUUCGCCAAACAGUCCCCUUAAAGCCGGCCCAUUGGACAACUAUCAACUUGGAUGGAUUGGUUCAUUGCUAUGUGCCGGAGGAGCAUUGGGAACAAUAUUUUUUUCCUGGUGUGCUGACAAAAUUGGUCGUAAACGUUCUUUAUUACUUAUCGGAUUGCCGGCUCUGCUUGGCUGGUGGAUAAUUCCAUUCGCUCAAAAUUCAUUGCACUUAUGCUUAGCAAGACUUUUGGGUGGCUUCGGUGGUGGUGGAAUAUUCUCUGUAAUACCAUUGUACAUUACAGAAUUUUCAGAAGAUAAGUCGCGCGGUAUUUUAGGAACAUUUUUAAUUGUUUCAUGCAACACUGGUAUUCUGGUCGCCUUCAUUUUAGGCAACUUUUUUACUUACAGUGCAGUUGCUUGGGCUUUAUCAUCGUUACCGUUAUUAUUCAUUUUAUGCUUUGCUUUCUUACCGGAAAGUCCUCAAUAUCUGAUCAAUCAAAAUUAUAUAAAGGAGGCUGAGAAAUCUUUGCGUUAUUUUCGAAAUGUAAAAUAUUCGAAACAUAGUCUGCCACUACCUGUUCAAAUGGAAAUGGACAAAUUAUUGGACAGAGCUCAAUCAACAGAAUCUGCACCAAACGAACCUCAAGUAAAAGAUCUAUACAAUCAUAAGGCACGUAAAGCUUUUUUAAUUGGUGUAGCCUUGAUGGCCUUAAAUCAGUUUUGCGGUUGUUUUGCUAUGAUCAACUACACGGCUAGUAUAUUUGAACAAUCGGGUUCGAGUCUCUCACCGAAAAUAUCUGCGAUUAUUGUGGGUGUAAUUCAAUUGUUAGGCUCAUGCGCAUCUACAUUGUUAGUGGAGAGAGCAGGCAGGAAGUUAUUGCUUGUCAUAUCAUCUAUUGGAACUGGCAUUGGACUCGGAUGUCUAGGUGGUUAUAUAUAUUUGAAUGCGAUUGGGUAUGACACACAACUAUUUGCAUGGAUACCAAUUGCUAGCUUCUCAUUUACUAUUUUUAUCGGCUGCUGUGGAGUCCUAACACUUCCCUUUGUUCUUGUAUCGGAGAUUAUGCCACCGAAAAUACGAAGCAGUGGAUCGAUGCUAUGCACUCUGUGUAUGUGGACUUUUGCAUUUGUUUUGAUUAAGUAUUUACCUUUGAUGAGCGCUAUAAUGGGAAUGCAUGGCAUGAUGUUUUUCUUUGCUAGUUGCAGUUUAAGCGGAGCUUUGUUUGUCAUCGGUUUCGUGCCAGAAACAAAGGGGAAGAGUAUUGAGACAAUUUUGGAAAAACUUUAAUUUUUAUGGAGAUAUGUAUGCAUUUAACUAUAUAUAAUUCCACGUUUACAUAGAAUCGAUCAUCUGUCUGCUCGUCAUUUUUUUUUUUAAUAUCGCGUCGCCGCCCGAAAAUUCCACACUCUUUUUAUGAUUCUCUUCAAUAAAAGAAAAUCAAUGGAGUUAUUUUUUGAAGAGAGAAGAAAAUGAAAUCUCUCGUCCCCAAAGACGAGAUUUGUUAUUGAAAAGUGUUUUUUUUUUUUUUUAAUGCCUAUUUAUAUACAACCAACUCUUAUUUUACGCGAUGUAUAAGUUGCCUUGAAAACCGCGCAAAAAAAUCGUGUAACAAAAUACAUCCGAUAUUUGGCAAAUUUGAGAAUAAGUUCCACAAAAAACCGUGCAAGAAAGGUGACGGCGAAGUUCAUAUUUAUCACAUAUUUAUAAAGCAGAGCAAAAUGCUAUCAUUGGUGGAUAUGUUAGAUAUGAACACUAUUGUCGGAUUUGAGUCAAGUGAAGAAUUUCUUUUGUUAUUAACGGCUUUUGUUGGUUUCUUUGUUCCUAUAAAGUCUGUUUAAAACUUUCUGUGGGACCAUGUCAAACUUUGAAAAAUAAAUCUUUUUUCUGCUUGCUCUUAAAAAAAAGAAAUUCGUCUAAAAAUGUGUAUUUGUCUUUAUUAGUGAACCCCGUUAUUCGAAAAUCGGGUGGAAAAAGAUUGCGUAAAAAAAUAGUUGAGUCUACAUAUUUGACCAACAAAGAAUGGAUUAGAAGGAAUCAUUUUAACGCGGCUAUAACAAACGUUACGUAAAAAAAAAGUGAAAACAUUAAAGUUGGGCUACACCGACUAUUAAAUACCCGACACCAUUUCGUCUAACACAGUUCUUUUGCAAUGGAAGCGAAAACUUAUACCCUGUUUUUAUCUGAACUUGAUAUUAUAGAACUGUAGAUUGGUAAUUAGAUCUCUUUGCAGGCUUACUUUCGGUAAGAAUGGUUAUGCCUAAGAGGUUCAAAAAUUCAGCAGAUAUCAAACUGCUAUUAUGGAUUAAUUUUCAUAGUAAAAUGUUAAAACUUAUACUUUUUUACCCUAAAAAACAAAAAUUUUCACGAAUAUACUUAUACGGGGUAGGAUUUAAAAAUAGGCACGUGCGGUCCAAAUUUGUUAGUAAAUUAUCAUUAUGAUCUAAUUUUCAUCAUGAAACUUUGAAAAUGAGACCUUUUUGUUAUAUGAACUUCAGUUCAGAGGGGAUUCAAACAAUUGCCACAGCCACAGUCCAAAGUUUUCGCACGAAUUUAGAAUGUCGAAAUACUAUUAUUUAGCCACUUCUGCGGAGAGAUUUUGAAAAUUGCAAUUUUUUUUUCCAUA